Molecule: messenger RNA, 1304 nt
Organism: Pecten maximus
Lineage: Eukaryota; Metazoa; Mollusca; Bivalvia; Pectinida; Pectinidae
Product: alpha-crystallin A chain-like
Exons: 3
Coding region: 18-605 (195 amino acids)
Biological process (GO): response to heat; protein refolding
Molecular function (GO): protein folding chaperone
Source: RefSeq, a predicted model, not a curated record
AGUCUUAAUUGAUAAACAUGUAUCGAGCUAACAGUGUUGUGCCCCGGCUCUGUCGCCAACUGCAGACACUGGUUCGCCAGCCAUUACGAUGUCAGUCCAACUACCCCGUACAUUCUUGGUUCGGUAUGCGGGCGAACAAGACCCCAUGUGAUCUACAUUUAAACCGAAGACAUGCAUUUGACAAACAUUUCCGUUCCAUUUUGGAGGAGAUGAAUCAGAUGACGAGACAUGCAUUUGACGAGAUUGUCGAAGGCAUCCCGCGCCGGGGGAGACAUGUCUUAUCGAGGUCUGAGGCAGUCGAGUUGAAGUUUGACGAUAAAGCAUUCUCUUUGAAAAUGAAUAUGCGAGACUUUGAACAAGAGCACGUGAAGCUUAAAAUCAAUAAUAACAGACUCGUCAUUUCGGCAAAGCACGAGAAACCAGGCGGUAACGGAUGUGUUUCAAGGGAGAUGACUCGAGAGUUCCUAAUCCCAGAGAACAUCGACGUAGAAAGUAUGAACGCAAUCGUCACGGACGACGGUUUAUUAGUGGUAAAUGGUCGGGUCAAAGGUGUCACGGAGGAAAUGGAGAAGGUCAUCGAAAUCCAACGGGAAUCGUCGUCAUAAGUUUACCAGCUGUUUUGUUCCAGACUUGUUUAAUGUACAUUUGAAGGACAUAUAGUGCAUUAUUACCAGCAACAGGUUAAAGUGUGGACGAUUCAGUUACCUACCUGAUACACAUGGGACAUACACAUCACUAUCAGAUUAUAUUCCUGUCGUCUACAGGACAGUUAACCUAAUGUUUAAUUUGUAAAAGUCAUUUUUAACGAACUUUAUUUAUUGACUGUAGCCUAUAUGUACAAAUGUAUGUUAGAGCUUUGUCUCAAAUUGUUUCCAACAUUUAUAUAAGUUGGUGACGAGCCAUAACUGACAUUAGUUGCAUGACUAGUCCAUAGCCAGCGUAUUUCAAGCUUUCUAGAUUUAGAUACGCAAAUUAACAUAUAAUUUAAGGUACACCGUUGUGUGUUUUUGCGUGUGUUUUUAUGUUUUUGAUUUUGUUGUUUUGUUGUUUUGUAUUUUAAUAAUGGACUUAAUCGACAACUUGUUUGCAUCCGUUUAUAUAAUGUGAGGGGAAGUAACUCCCAUAUGUUGGUUUUAAUACUAAAGAAACACUUUACAUAAAAAUCUCCUUGCCAUAUAUACGUAUAUAAAUGACCUAGAAUUAACGUAACAGAAUGUUUAACUUGUACGCUGAUGGAUAUUUUUCGUUUAUCUUAGAUUUUCAUCAAAUAAAACUUUCGAAACAACAAAUCCAUGUAUAUUGCA